Messenger RNA from Coregonus sp. 'balchen', 35336 nucleotides. NCBI's taxonomy places the organism in Eukaryota, Metazoa, Chordata, Actinopteri, Salmoniformes, Salmonidae. The record is from the annotation of a GenBank genome assembly.
AUUCAUGUCACAAUGUUCACAAUGCCAGCAACGCCUGACCUGUGGUAAACUGAGCAUGUCGCCAUAAAAUACAAGUGAAAAUUAUUUUAGGAAGAGAACAAGAAAGGCAGGUUGGUGUAUGCUGUACAUUCUUUUUUUGUAGCUUGUGUAACUGUGCUUCACGCUCGAGGUAGCUAAAUGUUUUUUUUCCGCUGCAAAGACAGGUAAGAAUUGCGCGAAGUUGCUAGCUAGCCAAACGAUUGCUUAACGUUAGCUAACUUUCAAGGUGAGUUCGAGGGUCCUUGCAGUCAGCCAGAUGCCCCCCCCACAGUUAGCUAACCAAACAAUGAUUCACUAUUAGAUGGAUAUAUAACUUCGCUAUCUAUUCAUCUAUACUUUUGUUAGGAAACACAAUUGAGUUGUAACGUUUGUUAGCCAAGUUAUUUGAACGCGGAACUAGCUAUCAUUUUGGUUUAGUUAACUAACGUAACGUAACGUUACUAACGUCGUUAGCCAUCUCCAAACAUAGCUACCUAGUUAGCCUGUUUUAGCCCCGUCAUGUGGUACGUUAACUUGGUACACGUUCGUUGAGUAGUACUAGCUAGUUAGCAUUAGCUAGUUAGCAUUAGCUAGUUAGCAUUAGCUAGUUAGCAUUAGCUAGUUGGCUAGUUUGUUGAUAUAACUUAGGUAGCUAGAUCAUUUAAUGUUAUCUAACUAGUUAACAUUUAGUGUGUAUUGUCACUGGACUAAAUCUGUAUGAUUUAGUUUGGUUGUUUCAGACUUCCCAAAAUGUCAGAUUCAGACUCCGGUCCAGAGUUUGUGGACUGCGACAUCAGACACGGGGCGAAACUUGUGAGUAACAAGGAUGGUUGACUGUCAUUUGAAAUAGUGAAGUAAUUUAGGGCAGGAGAGCUUACUAGAUACAUUUGAAAAUAGACAAUGUAAUAAAUAUAAUGUAGCAGUACGUCAUUAUAUUAUUAACAUCGUUUUCUUCACCAGAUCUAUGACAUAGACAGUCCCUUUGUAGCCCUACAACCUCCAGGUAAGAAGUAGAACAUCUGCUAAACAUGUGUAUGUGACCAAUACGAUUUGAUUUUGAGAACACUAACUAGUUCCUUACACAUAAAUACCUAGCUAGCUAGUACUGACACACACUCACUGUGGUUGGAAAUGGGUAUUGGGAGUGGACAGGAGUGAUCCAGACCCUCCACUAUCAGAGAGUACAAACAUAUUUUCAAGGUGGAGGUUGAUGUGUGAUUGAAGAUUAAAUGGAAAAAAUAACUUAAAUUUUCAUUUGUAAACACAUUCUGUGUUUUAUGUUGCAGAUGUUAUAUAUGAGCGAUGGAAUAAAAUCCCUGUCAUUUUGAAAAAGAAGGCGGCCCAGUUGAUGCAAUUGUGUGCCUUUUGGUACCACAUUCUGCUGCGUCAAGAGAAUCACAACACCACACGCUGGGCUGUUCAAGUGGGCUUCCUAGACUCAAAGUAAGAACAAUGACUUGCAAACUAAUUGUAACUCCCCUGCCUCACAUUUGUCAUUCCUUAGUACAGAGUGUUAAUGCCCACUUUUUUUUAUUUUCACUUUCUCUAGCGUCAGCAAUGACUUGAGUCUGAAGAGACUGCACAAGAUAGAAAUAUUGGAAGCUAUCCUCAGAGCGAUGGAAAAAGGAUGUGUACGUUCCUUGUUAAAAUCAAAAUUGAACCAUACAGGAAUUGCAGUGUUGAAUCUGAGAAUGCUCAUGUUGUCACUUGUUUUCUCUUCCAGUUAUUAGAAGAUCAAACAAGGCAUAUGAUCUGGAUAAGCAAUAAAUUUAACUUGGUAAGUGUAAUGCAUGCCUAUGCCGCAUUGAAAAUGAAAAUAUGAUACAUUUUCAGUGCUUUCUCUUGCUCAUAUCUUACAAAAAUGUUUGAGCAACAUGGUGUCUUCUCUAUUUUCUAAUGUUGAAGUAUCCACUCAGCACAGUAGUUAUUCAUAAGAAAACAAUAAUGUGCUCUUCAUGCCUGGAAAAUGGGGCAACAUGCUACUUAGUGUUUGUGAGGCAGCCACAGAGUGGGGUGCCAAUAUUCAUUGUUUUAAGAACUCAGGAAUCUAUUUACACCCUGCUGGUACAUAGCCAAGCAAAGGAAACAGAAACGUCCUGUUUGGUGGUCUUAAAUGUGAAUCGCUGAUUGCAUUAUCAAAUUUGAUUUGUCACAUGCGCCGAAUACAACAGGUGUAGACCUUACAGUGAAAUGCUUACUUACAAGCCCUUAACCAACAAUGCCGUUUUAAGAAAAAUAAGUGUUAAGUAAACAAUAGAUACAGUUGAAGUCGAAAGUUUACAUACACUUAGGUCGGAGUCAUUAAAACUCGUUUUUCAACCACUCCACAAAUGUCUUGUUAACAAACUAUAGUUUUGGCAAGUCGGUUAGGAAAUCUACUUUGUGCAUGACACAAGUCAUUUUUCCAACAAUUGUUUACAGACAGAUUAUUUAAGUUAUAAUUCACUGUAUCACAAUUCCAGUGGGUCAGAAGUUUACAUACACUAAGUUGACUGUGCCUUUAAACAGCUUGGAAAAUUCCAGAAAAUGAUGUCAUGGCUUUAGAAGCUUCUGAUAGGCUAAUUGACAUCAUUUGAGUCAAUUGGAGGUGUACCUGUGGAUGUAUUUCAAGGCCUACCUUCAAACUCAGUGCCUAUUUGCUUGACAUCAUGGGAAAAUCAAAAGAAAUCAGCUAAGACCUCAGAAAACGGUACAAACAAUAGUACGCAACUAUAAACACCAUGGGACCACGCAGCGGUCAUACCGUUCAGGAAGGAGACGCGUUCUGUCUCCUAGAGAUGAACGUACUUUGGUGCGAAAAGUGCAAAUCAUUCCCAGAACAACAGCAAAGGACCUUGUGAAGAUGCUGGAGGAAACGGGUACAAAAGUAUCUAUAUCCACAGUAAAACGAGUCCUAUAUCGACAUAACCUCAAAGGCCGCUCAGCAAGGAAGAAGCCACUGCUCCAAAACCGCCAUAAAAAGCCAGACUACGGUUUGCAACUGCACAUGGGGACAAAGAUCGUACUUUUUGGAGAAAUGUCCUCUGGUCUGAUGACACAAAAAUAGAACUGUUCGGCCAUAAUGACCAUCGUUAUGUUUGGAGGAAAAAGGGGGUGGCUUGUAAGCCGAAGAACACCAUCCCAACCGUGAAGCAUGGGGGUGGCAGCAUCAUGCUGUGGGGGUGCUUUGCUGCAGGAGGGACGGGUGCAAUUCACAAAAUAGAUGGCAUCAUGAGGAAGGAAAAUUAUGUGGAUAUAUUAAAGCAACAGCUCAAGACCUCAGUCAGGAAGUUAAAGCUUGGUCGCAAAUGGGUCUUCCAAAUGGACAAUGACCCCAAGCAUACUUCCAAAGUUGUGGCAAAAUGGCUUAAGGACAACAAAGUCAAGGUAUUGGAGUGGCCAUCACAAAGCCCUGACCUCAAUCCUAUAGAAGAUUUGUGGGCAGAACUGAAAAAGCAUGUGUGAGCAAGGAGGCCUACAAACCUGACUCAGUUACACCAGCUCUGUCAGGAGGAAUGGGCCAAAAUUCACCCAACUUAUUGUGGGAAGCUUGUGGAAGGCUACCCAAAACGUUUGACCCAAGUUAAGCAAUUUAAAGGCAAUGCUACCAAAUACUAUUCAGUGUAUGUGAACUUCUGACCCACUGGGAAUGUGAUGAAAGAAAUAAAAGCUGAAAUAAAUUAUUCUCCCUACUAUUAUUCUAACAUUUCACAUUCUUAAAAUAAAGUGGUGAUCCUAACUGACCUAAGUCAGGGAAUUUUUACUAGGAUUAAAUGUCAGGAAUUGUGAAAAACUGAGUUUAAAUGUAUUUGGCUAAGGUGUAUGUAAACUUCCGACAACUGUAAGUAAAAAAUAAAAGCAUUAAAAUAACAGUAGCGAGGCUAUAUACAGGGGGUACUGGUACAGAGUCAAUGUGCAGGGGCACCGGUUAUAAGUCACCCUCAACCUGAUUUGUCGCAUGGAAUAUCUAGCAACCUGGUGCGCAUUAUCUUCCCACCCAUUGCCGAUUUGGUGUAUUGUCUUAUGGUUGCCGUGGAGUCGCCUAGGCAGAGAGCUCUGUAAAUAUUGUACACAAUUAUAUAUAUUUAGGUUUUUUUGGUCUUGACUCAGUUGCAGAAUCGGGAUGAAAAGUAUAUAUUUUUUGGCUUAUAGCUAGCAAGCUGGAUGGUUGUUUGGAUUCAAAUAAUGCAGCCCCGGAUUUGUUUAAUUUGUCGGGAAGAAUUGCAGUAAGUACUGCAUGCUGUGUCCAGAGAUUGCAGAAGAUGCUCAGGAACUGUUCUUAACCGUUUACAUUUUUACAUUUUAGUCAUUUAGCAGACGCUCUUAUCCAGAGCGACUUACAGGAGCAAUUAGGGUUAAGUGCCUUGCUCAAGGGCACAUCGACAGAUUUUUCACCUAGUCGGCUCGGGGAUUAGAACCAGCGACCUUUCGGUUACUGGCACAACGCUCUUAACCACUAAGCUACCUGCUGCCCACUGCCAAGAUGUGGUGGCUUUUCAGCAGCCGUGGCAUCACCCAGGUGAGGACCAGUACCUACGGAAGAGUGGGUCCUAUGGAGGAACUGACUGUCGGAGAAGCGGAAGUGGUACACUGAUGAAGCGGCCCGGGCCUGUUGUCAGACUUUGUCUCUCUCAGGCUGUACCAUCGAUGCCCCCUCCGCUGAAGCUACACUGCCUUUCCAAUACAAACUGCCUCAACCCCCACCCUUUCAUCCGAAGCCAAAAUGGAGACGUUCAAUCUCCAUCUGUACCAUCUCAAUUUAAAAAAACAAACAUGUUUUAUGUGCUUUGAAUUUAUUUUCUGUAGUAAAAAGCGCUAUACAAGUUAAUAAUUAUUGGGAGGAUGGUUAAGACUAAAAUGUGUUUUGUUGACUGGUAACUCUGUGGCAGCAUGUGCCAGAGGUCCUGGACGAAGCGAUACACUGGCUGGAGCGGACAGGAGAGCCCCGCAUCAAGCAGCGGGUUGAGGAGCUGGGCCCCAGAGGGAACUGCUUUGCCGCCCUGCAGCUCAUCUUCACUGAGUGUAAGAACCACUCAGUCAGGCAGUGUGUCCUCCAUUGCUGUUAAUAUGGUGGUCUGAUGAUAUACUGUCUGUGUAAGCCUCAUAACGAUGUGUUUUUACAGCCUUCUCACACUAGAUCUUAUACCCAUUCAGGGCUUAGUGGUAGGUAGCUUAGAGGCUGAAAGGUAAAACAUGGUAGAUAUGUUAGAGCAGUGGUAUUCAAACUUUUUCAGCUGAUUACCAAUUCAUAUUUUUUUAAAUCAAAUAACGUUCAAUUCAUUACAUGUAAUUUUUGUAAUCAAAAUUAAGAACCAAUAAAUACCUGAGGUUAUUUCUGAAAUGUUUGUAUAUUGUCCCAUACAAUCUGUAUUCUUAACUGUUUGCCCCCCCCCCCCCAAAAAAAAACAAAAAUACAAUUUGUAUUUUAUUUGGUGACCCCCACUGCAAUUCCCUUGUGAUCCCGACUUUGAAUCCAUUGGGCUAGAGUUUAGAGGUUUGACAGGUUACUGGGAAUAAAAUAUGACAUGGUUUAUCCUGCUCUGGCUACUUGGUUAACAGUGAAUGGGUCCCAAUACGAACAUGAACUUCUUCUCUCAUCAGAUUCCCACUAUACACAGGCUAUGGGAGUCAACAGAAAAAAAAUGAUGCGAGAGCUUGCACAGGGCCCCUGCCAAUGGUCUAUUGAGGUAAGAAAAAAACCCCUGUAAUUUAUCAUAAUUUGUCAUCCUUUAAGGACCCAAUGCCCUCUCCUUAUUUUAUGUAAAGAUGGUGACGAUUGUAGUAAUUCGGUUGGAACCAACAUUUCUGAACAGAACCACAAUUUGUUCCGAUCAGCAAAUAAUGUUCUGAACCGGUUCGAACCAAAAAAGUACUGUUUAUAUUGUUCCUUUUUUUAGCCUGUGAAAUAACAUAUUUAUUUUAUUAUGUGGGUGGGGAGAGAGAGAGAGCGAGAGAGGGUUGAGGAGGGUUGAAGCGCUGGGAAUCUUGUUAUGACAUGCAUUAUCUAAAUUACGUCCACAAAAUUAUACCUAGGAAGAGUGGCUUCUAUAGAGGAACUUUGCAUUUCCUUUGAGCUAGCUAACAAGCUUGUGUGCAGAGUGGCACCAGAAUAAAAAAAUAUGUUUUUUGUUGUUAAUAAAUCCAACGUGAAAUGUGAUAACUAGGUCUAUAGAAUCCUUAACUAGCAUUGAAAAAGUUAAUCCAUUCUUCUGUAGCUAAUUAAAAAUCUAUCUUCUGAAUCAAGCUUGUAACGUCAGCACAGUAGUCUAUUCUUUGGGAGGGGCAGGUAGCCUAAACAUGCACAGGCAAAGGUUUUCAUUUUGCAGGCAGAUCCUGGAAUAAGUUUCUGAGUAACCGAGUGAGGGCUUUGCAUAGGCACUUUGUUAAGGUGUGUUGUGGGACUAGAAAAAAAUUCCUGGAACGUAAAAUAACUUUAUUAACCGGUUCCCAUGCUUUUAAAAUAACGGCGACGUUCCGGAACGGUAUGGAUCACUUUCUUUCCAUUUAUAUUCCUUCAACAAUUUUGUUAUUUUCCAGUUUUCUGUUCUAUUCCCUGAACCGGAUCCAACCCCUGAUAAUGUUUUAGAAGAUGUACAGUACAGCAGAUAAUGUAUUUUUGUGAUUAACUAAGUUGAUAGAUAUGAUUUACACUAACCUAUCUCUGGAUUUACAUUACAUUCAUUCUGUUGACGUGUUUUCUAUUAGGAUUUUGUAAACUUUUUUCCCCCUCCUUAUUUGCUCAGAAAAGUGAAGAGAUGAAGACUAGAGGAAAUGAUCAAUUUCAGAAAAAGAAAUAUGAUGCAGCAGUCAAGUGUUACUCAAAAGCCAUCAAAUAUCAGUAAGUUGUAUUUUUUAGUGGUUUUAACAUCUGAUUUACAUACUAUUUGUAUGUUUGAGGACAAUAUAACAAGUCAGGCAGUUUCCCAUGUUCUCUGAUUAUCUGUGCAUUACCUCUUCCCAAUGUGUUAUUGUCCCUGGUGUCAAGGUACCUUUGAUUUCAUGGGGUAUCCAUGUGUUUUAUUCAAGUGACUAACACCCUGCUGAACAUGUCAAUUUAUGGCACCAUAAAUGUCUCUGAAGUGUAAACACUACUUGACCUCUAUCACGACUUUCUUUCCCAUUUUGUCUGUCAAAAUGGACCAGAAUGGGAUACUUUGACUACUCAUAAAUAAUCUUUAUUUGUAUGUCAUUGAAUUCAUUAUUGUUUGAUAACAUAAUCCUAUCUAUUUUUCAGCCCUGAAAACCACAUUAUCUAUGGGAACCGAGCGCUUUGCUAUAUCCGUAGUGAAAAAUAUCUGUAAGUCCUUCACAAACUAUAAACAAACCUGUUUGUGUAGGACACUGUUACACAGACCCGUUAAACAUGUUUACUGAUCAAAGGCAUUAUUUGUUGUUACAGAAAAGCUGUUGGUGAUGGAAAACGAGCCACUUUAAUACAACCAGAGUGGGCAAAGGUAAGCAAUUUGUAAGUCGCUCUGGAUAAGAGCGUCUGCUAAAUGACGCAAAUGUAAAUGUAAUUCUCCCAGUCACAUCUGAAUUUCCAGUGCGAUUGCCCUCAGCUUAAAGGGAUAUUUCAGGAUUUAUCUACUUCCUCAGAGUCAGAUGAACUCGUGGAUACCAUUUUUGUCUCUGCGUAUGCUAGCUGUUCCCAUAGACUUCCAGUCAUGCUAAUGCUAGUUAGCAAUUCUGCUAAAGCUAGUUGGCAACUUCCUUCAAACGCAGAGACAUAAAAAUGGUAUCCACAAAUUCAUCUGACCCUGGGGAAGUAGAUAAAGGGCUUCGUUGCCAAAAUCCCGAACUAUCCCUUUAAGCAAGGUUUAUCAGAAAUUUCUGAGGAUCAAACCCACUGAUGGUGGUGAAAUGAAUACAUUUUAAUGAGCUCUUUGUUCUGAUUGACUGACAAGCUAGCUAGUUCUAUUGAACUGAAAUCGAAAUGUUUUUUUCAGUGUGAGAUGCCUCAACACUCUACAAAAAGGAUAUGUGGCGUGAUUGUAAUGGAAUGUUAAUGCCCAAAGUACCAACAUUCCUAAAAAGAUGUCUGUAUGGCUGUGAAUUAUGGUAUCUUCCCCUCCCCUGUGGUCUGUGUAUGGCAGGGUCACUACCGGUACUGUGAGGCGCUGUUCCUCCUGGGGGAACACAAGCGGGCGAUAGAGGCCAACGAGUGGGGCCAGACCCUGUGCAAGGCUGACUCAGAGGGCAUGAAGGACCUGCUGCAGCAAUAUGCCAAGUUCAACAUAGAGAUCGAGGAGAGCAAGCGCCACCAGGCAGAGGAACGCAAAGGUAACGGGGAAAUUCACCCACUGAACUUCAUAUUAAAACCAGCUGAUCUUGUAGGAAACCAUAAGAAUUACUAGGAUAAAUUCGGGGGUGAUUGUAAAAUGUGGCUUGUGGUUACCAAGACUAAUUUGGCGCCUUGUAAAACUCCUAGCGAUUACCAUGACCAAUCAGAGGGACGGUUAAAAACCCUCACCAGAGCUUAUCCCAUUUGCAGUGCAUUCUUCAUGCGAAGACCGAUACACCUCUGUCAUAUGCUGACAGUGGCCAUAGAUUUUUUGCAUAACCAAUAGUAGGAAGUGGGGGUGGCUAAUCCUAACCCUACCCAGAGGGUGCCUUCAUAUUAAGACAUUAAGUUCAGUUCCUUUGGGGGAAGAUAUGGAGGAGAAACAUCUUUGUUUAUGUUGUGGUCAAACAGAAGUAGCCUACAAUGUCCUGCCAUUGGUUUACGGUAUGUAUUUCCUUUCAUUACUCUUGUAAUCUGAGUCUUGGGUAGGUUGUGGUUGUUUUACCAGCUCUGUUCCUUGUUCCUCAAAAGCAGUUUUUCCUCUAAAUUGUUCUAAGUUUAGAAUUGUUUGUUGAAAGAUCUAGUCUGGUUUUGCUAGAUCAUUCAGUCUGUAUGUAAUAUCUUUGAUUGUGAUGUUUCUUUUCAUGUGUAUAAACUAUUCAUUUCUAGUUGGAAGACUGAAUAAAACUGCAGCUAAGAAAGUUUCAAGUAGAAGGUAUGUACAAUAGUGUUUACGAACCAAUGGCAAUCAUGCAUUUGUGGAUCAUUUUGAAUUUGUGUAACCCUGGUGUUUUUACUGUUAUCUACAGAACAGAGAGUACCACCAGAGCAGACACAACAGAGUCACAACAACAGACUGCUAAACCCACCAGUAAGGUUGAGCCUUCCACUAAAAACACUGCUCCUGAGAACAAGGUCAGUUACUCAGACCUCAGCCUCAACUUUCAGUACCCUAAUCUAUGAAUUACAUUCAGGGUGACACAUUUUGUCCACAAAAAAGUCCUUGCAGAGUACAAACAGGACUUAAUCCAAGAGUAGUUUCAAGUACAGCAACUGGUGAUUGUGUUGUGCACUGAUCAAUGAGCUGUUUGAUCAGCUAUAGAAUUGACAUCAUCUCAUGGACAUUGUAAUGUUUCAAAAUAAGUCCUGUUGUGAGUAAUACUGUUAGGACUGUUUUGCAGACCAAAUGCACUGAACAAAUAUAUAAAUGCAACAUGUAAAGUGUUGGUCCCAUGUUUCAUGAGCUGAAAUAAAAGAUCCCAGACAUUUUCCAUAGGCACAAAAAGCUUAGUUCUCUCAAAUUUGGUGCACAAAUUUGUUUACAUCCCUGUUAGUGAGCAUUUCUCCAGCCACCCAGACAGCUGAUGAAAAUGUGGGUUUGCACAACCAAAGAAUUUCUGCACAAACUGUCAGAAAUCAUUUCAGGGACGCCUGCGUGCUCGUCGUCCUCACCAGGGUCUUGACCUGACUGCAGCUUGGCGUCAUAACAGACUUUGUUGGGUAUUUUUCAGUAGACCAUACAGAGCCAUUGUACCGAGUGAUACACAAGGUCAGACCAUAGGUUAAACAUAGUAAAUAUUUUAAGACUAUAAAGAUUAAAACAUAGUUAAUCAUAAAGACAAGCAGUACGACUAAGUGAAUACGGAGUGUGGUACACAAGGAGGGAGCCAGAGUCAGGACAUGGCUCUUGAUUGAUAUACUGUUAUGUAUGAGGCAUUGCAUUAGGAAUGUCUUAAAUGUAUAUAGUCGAGAAUUGGUUAUAGACCUGCCAUGUUUAAACUAUAUUUAAGUAUCGAUAAAUAUGUUUUAGAAUAAACAGAGCAGAGCCAGGAGAUGGCUCUGUUAUUUUGUACAUGAGAAAGCUUUGUUCUGCCACUAUUGUUUUCAAACUGAAUAUAUAGGAGGAGAAGUCAGAUUUCGCCACUAUCAUAAAUAGAGUGGGCGGAGCAGUCAAAAUAUGAAAGUUUGGAAACAAUAGUGGAGAAACUGAACUGGGAAGGUUUAAGCUAAAAAGUAUGUAAAAUGAGCAGAAAUGGAAAUUGUAUAUAAACUGAGGGCCAAGUAUUGGGAGUUAGUUGCUCUGCAGAUCAGCUCGGCUUUUGUUGCUCUGUGUAAUAAAGUAUAUCUUGAUUCUACAAAAACUCUUUAAGAACUUUGAUUUUUAAUAAGUAUAUUGAUAACAUUUCUACGACAACUUCAGUGGGCAAAUGCUCACUGGCACGCUGUUGAAGUGUGCUCUUCACGGAUGAAUCCCGGUUUCAACUGUACCAGGCAGAUGGCGUUGUGUGGGCGAGUGGUAUGCUGACGUCAACGUUGUGAACAGAGUGCCCCAUGGUGGGGUUAUGGUAUUGGCAGGCAUAAGCUACGAAAACAAUAGCAUUUUAUCGAUGGCAAAUUGAAUGCACAGAGAUACCGUGACGAGAUCCUGAGGCCCCAUUGUCGUGCUAUUCAUCCGCCGCCAUUUCUCAUGUUUCAGCAUGAUAAUGCACAGCCCCAUGUCGCAAGGAUCUGGACACAAUUCCUGGAAGCUGAAAAUGUCCCAGUUCUUCCAUGGCCUGCAUAUUCACCAGACCUAUGUCACCCAUUGAGCUUGUUUGGGAUGCUCUAGAUUGACGUGUUCCAGUUCCCGUCAAUAUCCAGCAGCUCAUAUAAAAUCCAUAGAUUAGGAUCUAAUGAAUUUUAAAUUCACAGAUGUUCCUUAUAUGAACUGUAACUCAGUAAAAUCGUUGAAAUUGUUGCAUAUUGCGUUUUUCUAUUUUUGUUCAGUCUGUCAUCCAUGUUUUAGGAAUAAUUGUUUAUUUCUUAAUUGUUUUUCAUGUCACCAAACACAGGGCUCAGAAGUCAAGGUGGAAAGCCAGACACAACCAGGUAAGAGGUUUUUGGCUACUAUUUCUAAUUUGCUAGAAAUUAACUCUUCUGUUAGGGUUGAAAUGCACUGAACAACAAUAUAAACGCAACAUGUAAAGUGCUGGUCCCAUGUUUCAUGCGCUGAAAAACAUCCCAGAAAUGUUCCAUAUGCACAAAAAGCAUAUUUCUCUCAAAUGUUGUGUACAAAUUUGUUUAAAUCCCAGUCAUUGAGCAUUUUAUCCUUUGUCAAGAUAAUCCAUCCACCUGACAGGUAUGGCAUAUCAAGAAGCUGAUUAAAUAGCAUGAUCAUUACACAGGUGCACCUUGUUCUGGGGACUAAAAGGGGGGGGGGGGGCUGCUGAGGAGUAUUUGUCUGUAAUAAAGCCCUUUUGUGGGGACAAAAUCAUUGAUUGGCUGGGCCUGGCUCCCCAGUGGGUGGGCCUAUGCCCUCCCAGGCCCACCCAUGUCUGCGCCCCUGCCCAGUCAUGUGAAAUCCAUAGAUUAGGGCCAAAUUAAUUUAUUUCAAUUGACUGAUUUCCUUAUAUGAACUGUAACUCAGCAAAAUCUUUGGAGUUGUUGCGUUUCUUUUUGUUCAGUUUAAAUGGAAGCAAAUAUAGUUUGGCUUUUUUGUUUUUAUGCAUGUUAUGUCUUUUUAUGGUGUUGUGGGAACAAGGUUAAAUCUAUUAGAUAGGUGACUCUUGGGAACCACAAGGUCUGAAUACCAAGGAUUCCAGUAUGUCGAGGGAGCUUACUGAAGUUUAUCUUAGAAUGAUUGAUAGAUGUAAUAUACUGACUUGGGGUACAAGUUAAUACCAUCAAAGAAGGGAGUGCCAACUGAUGGUUACCAGAUGUUGUGGAAGCAAUAUUACAUUUACGUCAUUUAGCAGACGCUCUUAUCCAGAGCGACUUACAAAUUGGUGCAUUCACCUUAUGAUAGCCAGUGGGACAACCACUUUACAAAAUUUUUUAAAAUUUUUAUAUAUAUUAUUUAUAAUAUAUUUAUUUAAUAUAUAACAUGGACUAUAAGAAGAUAGAUUUUCUUUGUCUAGUAGUUCGGAUGACAAGAGGCAAAGCAUGUGCCAUUUGUUAGACGAACCCGGUACUGUCUCUAUUAAAUAUUUUGUAUUAACUACCCAUAUAAUUGUUUAAGUAUACUAUUGCAUCCUGAAUUACUUGACACCAGAGAAACUCAUCAUAACAAUGCAUUAAAUACAAUGCAGAUGUUUAGGUUCCUCUAGAGAUGCUUUUGAUAUACAGUACAAGUCAAAAGUUUGGACACACCUACUCACUCAAGGGUUUUUCUUUAUUUUUACAAUUUUCUACAUUGUAGAAUAAUAGUGAAGACAUCAAAACUAUGAAAUAACACAUUAAAUCAUGUAGUAACCAAAACAAUGUUAAACAAAUCAAAAAUGUAUUUUAUAUUUGAGGUUCUUCAAAUAGCCACCCUUUGCCUUGAUGACAGCUUUGCACACUCUUGGCAUUCUCUCAACCAGCUUCACCUGGAAUGCUUUUCCAACAGUCUUGAAGGAGUUCCCACAUAUGCUGAGCACUUGUUGGCUGCAUUUCCUUCACUCUGCGGUCCAACGCAUCCCAAACCAUCUCAAUUGGGUUGAGGUUGGGUGAUUGUGGAUGCCAGGUCAUGUGAUGCAGCACUCCAUCACUCUCCUUCUUGGUCAAAUAGCCUUUACACAGCCUGGAGGUGUGUUGGGUCAUUGUCCUGUUGAAAAACAAAUGAUAGUCCCACUAAGCGCAAACCAGAUGUGAUGGCGUAUCGCUGCAGAAUGCUGUGUUAGCCAUGCUGGUUAAGUGUGCCUUGAAUUCUAAAUAAAUCAGACAGUGUCACCAGCAAAGCACCAUCCCACCACCUCCUCCAUGCUUCACGGUGGGAACCACACAUGCGGAGAUCAUCCGUUCACCUACACUGUCUCUCACAAAGACACGGCGGUUGGAUCCAAAAAUCUCACAUUUGGACUCAUCAGACUAAAGGACAGAUUUCCACUGCUCGUGUUUCUUGGCCUGAGCAAGUCUCUUCUUCUUAUUGGUGUCCUUUAGUAGUGGUUUCUUUGCAGCAAUUCGACCAUGAAUGCCUGAUUCACGCAGUCUCCUCUGAACAGUUGAUGUUGAGAUGUGUCUGUUACUUGAACUCUGUGAAGCAUUUAUUUGGGCUGCAAUCUGAGGUGCAUUUAACUCUAAGGAACUUGUGCUCUGCAGCAGAGGUAACUCUGGGUCUUCCUUUCCUGUGGCGGUCCUCAUGAGAGCCAAUUUCAUCAUGCCGCCUGAUGGUUUUUGUGACUGCACUUGAAGAAACUUUCAAAGUUCUUGAAAUGUUCCGUAUUGACUGACCUUCAUGUCUUUAAAGUAAUGAUGGAUUGUUGUUUCUCUUUGCUUAUUUGAGCUGUUCUUGCCAUAAUAUGGACUUGGUCUUUUACCAAAUAGGGCUAUCUUCUGUAUACCACCCGUACCUUGUCACAACACAACUGAUUGGCUCAAAACGCAUUCAGAAGGGAAGAAAUUACACAAAUUAACUUUUAAGAAAGCACACCUGUUAAUUGAAAUGCAUUCCAGGUGACUACCUCAUGAAGCUGGUUGAGAGAAUGGGCCAAGUGUGCAAAGCUGUCAUCAAGGCAAAGGGUGGCUAUUUGAAGAAUCUCAAAUAUAAAAUAUAUUUUGAUUUGUUUAACACUUUUUAUUGUGUUACAUGAUUCAAUAUGUGUUAUUUCAUAGUUUUGAUGUCUUCACUAUUAUUCUACAAUGUAAAAAAUGAAGAAAACCCUGGAAUGAGUAUGUGUGUCCAAACUUCUGACUGGUACUGUAAGUCAGUUGCUUAUGUCAAUACCUAACAAGUUCAGCCAGUUGUUGUCUUGCAGCCUAUCAUAACCUUCUGGUUGUUUUUGACUUCCUUGAGCUGUCUCUUUAAGAGCACAUGCCACCACUUUCUUUGCCAAGUUGCUGGUUUUGCACAGGGAGCAUCAUGUUUUCUUCUCUGAGUUUUCAGAAGCUAACCCUUUUCUUCCUAGUGAAAGGUGCAGGAAGAGCACAUUCGGUGGAUAAUAAUACCAAGGCGCCUAAAGAGACGAAAGGGUGAGUUUUAUGUUCAAUCUUUUUUCAGGGUUUGUAAUACAUUAGGCUUACCUCACUGCCAGACCAACAGACCAGGUCUUCUGUUGAGUGGGGAAGAACGAUUUAUUGCAGUAUAUUGAUCCCAAAUGGGUAUCUUUGGCGUAAAGCAAUGCCGUUCAACUAGUGGUAAAGUUGGUGCAUAUGAACAGUAGGGUGUUGCACGGUAUACCGAAACUUCAGUACUUUUUCGAUACUAGAACAUAAAAUGGUUCGGUACUUCUGUCAGAGGUUGCAUGUCAUCUACUGAUUGAGAGGUUUUUAAUGUAAAGAUAUAGCCUAAUCGUAUUUGUAGUAGAAAGCAAUGCGUUAGAAGAGUCAAAUGCAACAUUCAUUUAUGGCCAGCUAUGUAAACGCUAACAUUGAUUUUAUCCUGCAAUAGAUGUCGUUCAAUUGGUAAUAUUCGUUUUUGUCUUCUAAUGCCUCUUACGGGGAAAGUAAUCAUGUUACUGAGUUUGGGUAAGCCAAAAGUUAGAUGACCGUUUACAAUCGAACAGGUAACUGUAACAGAUUACAUUUAGAAAGUAACCUACCCAACCCUGACACCACUUAUGCUGCACAGAAGUUAACACACUUGAAUAGUGCAACACGGGAUGUUGAAACUGUUAAUUACUCUUGGCAAAAUAAAUUCCAUUACAGGCUAGAACACUUUAAAAUGUAAGAAGAUACCGCUAGGUUCCAGCUUUGUAGGCUAACUUUCUAUGCUAGCUUACAGCUGAAGCUAACAUAAAUUCAGUACCUUGAAUUUUGAUAAUAUGCUAAUCAUAACUCAAAAUAUUUCAGAUUUCAAAGCUGAUUGUCACAACUUUAUUCAGUCUCCCCGCCUCCUCCAGAUUAUCUUUGUUCAAACCUCGAACUGACGGUGUGUGAAUGACAUCAUGGGUCUUAAAGAGAGAGCACACUUUUAUAAAAGAGAUUGCUUCUUCUAUGUAAAUAUUGUUGAUCAGUAUAAUAGAAGUCCCAGAUGGAAGGGAAGCAGAUUUGUUUCUCAUCUGUAGCCCCAUGAAAUCAGCCAAAACAAGCUCAAUAACUCAAUGCAUGCACACAUUCCUAUUGAAUAUGCUUUCACCUGUAUUGUGAAUAGUCAUAUGCUACUUAAUUUACCCAGUUUAUCAAUAGAGAUUUGCCAUUCAAAUGAAUGAUUACCGUUAUGUAUUUUGGUUAAAAAAACAGCCAAAUAGGUUCAUUAAUGCAUGCAUUAAAAAAUGACUAUGGCUAAUAAUACGCCUUUUUUUUUUUGCCGGAGUAUUGUAUCGUGAUACCAAACCUGAUUUAUUUUUUAAAUAUAUGGUGUCGUGACAACACUAAUGAACAGUAUGAUGGCAAAUUAAGUGUUUUGGUCCACCCCUGCAGUGGAAAAAGAAUGCAGGCUUUAUCUGAAGCAAUGGAUAUUUUCUGUUUCACUUCGUAACUGCUUUAUUGAACACUACCAAGAAUCUGAAUCGUUGUGUUCUUUUUAAAAUUGUGUAUAGGAAAAGCACGUAAGACACGCGUUAGUUUACAUUAGACGUUUUGUGGGGUGCGUGUGUGUGGUAUGUGUGUUCUUGCUAACUUGGUUAAUGCUUGACAGUGCUUGUUGAAUCAUGUUGUACACCAACUGCCUACAGAUCUGUGCAAGUAACACUGGAGAUAUUCAGUCAAGUUUUUUGUACAGUGCCAUUGACUACAGUAGGCUACUCAGCGAAAGUUAGCAUUUUCAACUCCUAAAAGUUAUGUUUCUUUUCAGUGAAAUGGCUGAUAAAAAGAUCAGCAAGCCAGAGCCCAGCGCUUCAGAGAAAUCGAAAGGGAAGAGCAGAAACAAGCAGUCAAAGGAAAAGGUAGACACGUCGUGUGGCAAUGAUCUCAUGUUACAGCUCAAACAGAAUUUCAGUUGGUUUCACAACGCAAAACAAAUGCUGGUGCAUUUCCUGCCUUGUAUUUCUUGCCAUAACUUUUGAACUUUUCCUCCGUACUAAUGGCAUGCAUCUCAUUAUCAAAAUGUACUGUGGCCUCCCCUCCUGCGAGUCUAACCCACCACCUCCCUGGCUCUGAAACAUAGUAUAUUCAUCCCAUUAAAUUGUUUUUUUCUACAGAAGUAGUUUUCACCUACAUGUUUGUUUAGAGAACUUUGUGUGUUAUUAGUGACUCACUGAUAUCCCUUCCCACUCAGACGGUAUCAGGCAGCUCCAGAGACCCCAGUGUGCGGGAUGCACUGGUGUCAGCUGUGCAGGAAGCCCACACGGCCCUGACCGACCAGCGCUGCCGCAAUGCAGAGCAGGCCUUCUCCCAGGCCCUUAGCAUCCUGGAGACCAGCACACCAAAGGUACAGCACAGAACUGUGUCCCUCUCACAAUCAGCCCUCAGUGAAACUAUCACAGAGGUGUUGGGCAAUUUCAGCUCAAACUGUACUCCACUUCCAUCCAAUUUUCUUUAGCCUGUGAAAUGACUUUCUAUCAAAUGCAAUGGUUGUCAGUGGUAGUUUUAAACUGCCCUUUUAUUUUCACCGGAUGUUUAAUUGGUUCCCAAAAUGAGAUCAUCCUCAGGGCUGCGUUCAGUAUGAAAGAAACGUAGUGUAACGUUCAAUUAAUUGGAAAUGAUGCAGUUCUGAACUUCCAGUUGAAAAACUAGGAGGGGUUGUGGGUUCAAAAUGCACCGCUGCACUUUUAAAGCGGGAAUCAGGAGUUGAAACCAUAAGAGGUUCCCCGCCCCUGUUUUGGUAAAAAACUGAGGGGUGGGGCUGGAGAAAUAUAAUCACUCAAAUUCAUAGACAGAGCCAAGGGUGCAAGGAAUGACUGUCCAAGAUAUCCAAAUUAUAGUUUUAAACAUGUUUUAAGGCUAUAUAGUGCACAGGAGGUUGGUGGUACCUUAAUUGUGGAGGAUGGGCUCAUGGUAAUGGCAGGAGUGGAAUGGUAUAAAAUACUUCAAACACAUGGUUUCCAUGUAUUUGAUGACAUUCCAUGCGCUCUGUUCUGGCCAUUAUUAUGAGCUGUCCCCCCUCAGCAGCGUCCUGUGAUAGUGUUUGUUUACGUCUACUUUCUUUACCAAUAUUGAAGUAAAACAAGGUUAUAUUUUGUGUUCUGUUGGGGUAUGCCAGCUGAACUAAGCUCAUGAGGCAUUUAUAAGUUAUAUUCUUAAAGAAUCAAUGGGUACAUAUAAUUUCUAAGUAAAAAAAAAAAUGGAUGUAGCAAUUGCAUAUAUCCCCUUUUUAAAUAUGUCAUUCAUUGAUGGGAUUCGAUUUAAGCUGCCCCGGGUUGAACCAGGCUAUGGUCGUCACGUGACCGGGCGAAGCCGGAGGAAGGCGCGCCCUGCUCAAAUGAAACUAUAAUCUAUGCCGCUUGGUCAUAUUGUCAUCAAUACAGCAUGGUGAAUCGUUCAGAAACAUAUGUUUGAAUUUUCAGACGUUUUCAUUGGGAAGGCACAUAGUGUCACUUUUGCAUGUGAACACAGAAUCCUAUACAAUACCCCACGUGCUUAACCUAAGUCACUUUUGUUUUGAGCCGACUUUGCUGUCGGCCAGAACGGUGCAACCGGCUCACGCCGGGAGGCAGCCCGGUUCCAAAUCAAGUGCAAUCAACGCUAACCCACUCACUGCUUCAAGCCACACCCUGCCACACCUCAGUCUGUUCAAGAAUGUUUUUGGGAAAUGUGUCUUUCAGUACAAACUGUUACGCAACAUAGCAAACGUUCAAUCAAACUGAGCGCACCCCAGGUGAUGUUGUCAUUGGCCCAACAGCAUUCAGAAGAUACUUUUGGUCAUGUAGUGUUUGUGGACACCUGCUCGUCGAACAUCUCAUUCCAAAAUCAUGGGCAUUAAUAUGCUGUGGGGACUUGCUUCCAUUCAAACACAAGCAUUUAGUGAGGUCAGGCACUGAUUUAAGCCUGGCUCGGCGUUCCAAUUCAUCCCAAAGGUGUUAGAUGUGGUUGAGGUCAGGGCUCUGUGCAGGCCAGUCAAGUUCUUCCACACCAAUCUCAACAAACCAUUUCUGUAUGGAACUCCUGCUGAAACAGGAAAGGGCCUUCCCCAAACUGUUGCUACAAAGUUGGAAGCACAGAAUCAUCUAGAAUGUCAUUGUAUGCUGUAGCGUUAAGAUUCAUCACUCCAGAGAACGCAUUUCCACUGCUCCAGAGUCCAAUGGCGGCGAGCUUUACACCACUUGGCAUUGCACAUAGUGAUCUUAGGCUUGUGUGCGGCUGCUCGGCCAUGGAAACACAUGAAGCUCCAGACAAACCGUUCUUGUGCUGAUGUUGCUUCCAGAGGCAGUUUGGAAGUCAGUAGUGCGUGUUGCAACCGAGGACAGACUAUUUUUACGCGCUUCAGCACUCGGCGGUCCCGUUCUGUGAGCUUGUGUGGCCUACCACUUCACGGCUGAGCCGUUGUUGCUCCUAGACGUUUCCACUUCACAAUAACAGCACUUACAGUUGACCGGGGCAGCUCUAGCAGAGCAGAAAUUUGACGAACUGUCACCAGCAAAGCACCCCCACACCAUAACACCACCUCCUCCAUGCUUUACGGUGGGAAAUGCACAUGCGGUCAUCCGUUCACCAACACUGCAUCUCAUAAAGACACGGCGGUUGGAACCAAAAAUCUCCAAUUUGGACUAGAGACCAAAGGACAAAUUUCCACCGGUCUAAUGUCCAUUGCUCGUGUUUCUUGGCCCAAGCAAGUCUCUUCUUAUUGGUGUCCUUUAGUAGUGGUUUCUUUGCAGCAAUUUGAUCAUGAAGGCCUGAUUCACACAGUCUCCUCUGAACAGUUGAUGUUGAGAUGUGUCUGUUACUUGAACUCUGUGAAGCAUUUAUUUGGGCUGCAAUUUUGAGGCUGGUAACUCUAAUGAACUUAUCCUCUGCAGCAGAGGUAACUCUGAGUCUUCCAUUCCUGUGGCGGUCCUCCAUAAGAGCCAGUUUCAUCAUAGCGGUUGAUCGUUCUUGAAAUGUUCUGUAUUGACUGACCUUUAUGUCUUAAAGUAAUGAUGGACUGUCAUUUCUCUUUGCUUAUUUGAGCUGUUCUUGCCAAAAUAUGGACUUCGUAUUUUACCAAAUAGGGCUAUCUUCUGUAUACCCCCCUACCUUGUAACAACACAACUGAUUGGCUCAAACGCAUUAAGAAGGGAAGAAAUUCCACAAAUUAACUUUUAUGAAGGCACACCUGUUAAUUGAAAUGCAUUCCAGGUGACUACCUCAUGAAGCUGGUUGAGAGAAUGCCAAGUGUGCAAAGCUGUCAUCAAGGCAAAGGGUGGCUAUUUGAAGAAUCUCAAAUAUAAAAAAUAUUUUGAUUUGUUUAACACUUUUUUUGGUUACUACAUGAUUCCAUAUGUGUUAUUUCAUAGUUUUGAUAUCUUCACUUAUUCUACAAUGUAGAAAAUAAUAAAAAUAAAGAAAAACCCUUGAAUGAGUAGUUGUUCUAAAACGAUUGAUAUGCAAUAGGAAGGGUGCAGCAUAACAACUGGGGUGUAUUCAUUACAGAAACCGUUUACAGUGGAGCAAAACGAGAGUUUCUGUUGGACAAAUUCAGGUAGGUCAUAAUUGGCAGAAUGAAUACGCCCCUGGGCUUUGUUUUCGAGCAAAACCAUUUAGGACAGUUGACUUGCUCAUGCGAGACACCCACUCACUUGCUAGACCUCAUUCAGAUGUGGAGGAGAAGCCAUGGUGAGCAUUCUGUGAAGCUGAGUUUUGUUGUUGUUGCCACAACAAAGUCUUGACAAUUUAGAUGGCUAACCAACGCAAUUUAGCUAGCUUGCUAGCUUGCAAGCAUGUUUGCUUAUAUUUGCUAGCUUGCCAACCAGUAGCCUAGGCAGCUUCUUCCUUAACUAGCUUUAACCCCCUAAGAUUGAUGUCCACCCCCGUGGAAAUCUAAUUAGCAUUUCUUUUUAAAUCCCCAUUUAAAAAUCUGUCAGUUUAAGCUACAUCUGUCUUUUUUGCAUUGGAUGCGUCUCAUUCCUCCGCCUAUGUCGCACUUCCGCAUCUGCGGUGAAAGGUGACAGAGCUAGAGCGGUUUUUGUCAGACCAUGAGAUAUCCCGAAAAGCCGUCUUCUCACAAAAUCAUCUGUAGCGUCCGAACCGUUUGGGCUACACUAAUCUGUGCAAAGGUGAGACUAUCACGAACAUGUACAUGUCGGUUGGUUUGCUCUAGGACGCCCACAGGCCUCACAAGACUAGUUUGAAGGUCCCCCGGUACCAGUUGAAAAUAAUAAGUAUAUAUGGAGACUGUUUAAUGGCAAAAAUAUGGGGUUAAAAAAUAUAAAAAAAUGUUUCCUGAUCUUUCUCUCAGAUAUAGGAGAGACCCUUCAGAACAAACUUCCUUCUGAUAUUUUUUUGGGACAAUCUGUUCCAUGUAGUGAAUCUGUUAUUCAAUGAGUUUGUAUGGGCUAAUAGCAGUAAGACCAAGUACGUUUUCAUCAAAUAAUUGUUGAUAUUUUUUGAUACUUCAAGGGGUCUUAAUAGAAAAUCAAUGAUCCUUUGUAUGACUUUCUUAAAACAAUUCCAUUUAGCUUAGUAGAACCGCCCCCGGUUUAGACAAGGCUUAGACUGAUGGGUUUUAAUGGCGAGCUGCCGAAAAAACACGUGUACUGUCUUAAUAAAACACAAUUUUCCACCACCAUUUUGAUUUUCUGACAAUUUAUGAUGUUGCUACACCCUUGGCUGAACGCGGUGUGCAACAUCUUAAGUUGUCUGAAAAUGGUGGUGGAAAUUGUUUUAUGAAGAUGGUACAGAGGAAAAUUAUGCCUUUGCAGCCUGAAUGGAGGAUGCUUUAUGUACGAGCUGGUCCACGGGGACACUAAUGUAUUAUCGGGAAUGCACAUCAAUCCUAGACGAUCGUGCAGAUCUAGCGGCCACUAUCGGCUGCCUAGGCUAGCCAACCAGGUGACAUUGCCUGAUUCAAAUACUGUAUCGGUUGCAUUAGCAAGUUGACUCUACCUGCCCCAAUGCAUAAUGCCAACUGUAAAAUUUGGUGGAGGAGGAAUAAUGGUCUGGGGCUGUUUUUCAUCGUUCGGGCUAGGCCCCUUAGUUCCAGUGAAGGGAACUCUUAACGCUACAGCAUACAAUGACAUUCUAGACGAUUCUGUGCUUCCAACUUUGUGGCAACAGUUUGGGGAAGGCCCUUUCCUAUUUCAGCAUGACAAUGCCCCCCGUGCACAAAGCGAGGUCCAUACAGAAAUGGUUUGUCGAGAUUGGUAUGGAAGAACUUGACUGGCCUGCACAGAGCCCUGACCUCAACCCCAUCAAACAUCUUUGGGAUGAAUUGGAACGCCGACUGCGAGCCAGGCCUAAUCGCCCAACAUCAGUGCCUAACCUCACUAAUGCUCUUGUGGCUGAAAUGGAAGCAAGUCCCCGCAGCAAUGUUCCAACAUCUAGUGGAAUGCCUUCCCAGAAGAGUGGAGGCUGUUAUAGCAGCACAGGGGGGACCAAUUCCAUAUUAAUGCCAAUGAUUUUGGAAUGAGAUGUUCGAGCAGGUGUCCAUAUAAUGUUGGUCAUGUAGUGUAGCUUUUGUCUAAGGUAGCUAACAGCUAAUUAACUAUUUUUUUUCUCCUCUCCAGGAACUUGGCCUCUGUGCUCUUGACCAAGUUGUGCUGAUUUAUGGCCAUGCCUCAGCACUCAUAGAGAUUGGUCAACCUGAGGUAAGAAACAUUCUGUGUAAUAGCUAGCUAUGAAGGGAGGCUAACGUUACUGUGCUUUUCAAGUGUGUUUUUGAUAUGGUCUGCAAAUAAAAUGUGCACUCAGUUAGGCUUUGUACUAAUGGGUUUUUCCUAUUUAGGAACUUGCUGAAGCUCAAAGAGACUUUGAAAAGAUCAAAACCUUUGAAGAGAGGAAGUUUCAGUGUCUGGUUUUUUACGGCAUUGGAAAGGCGUAUCAGAAGGAGAACCGGUAGAUACGAAUGGAAUAAUGCUUAUAGAUCACUCUGAAAUUAGCUGCACAUCACUGGGUAUACUGACAAAUGUUUUUUCCUUCACCCCUGUAGAUUUCCACUUGCUCUGGAACAGUUUUCUGAUUCUAUGCAAAUGGUUAAGAAAAAGAUAACACCUGGUAAACUGACCUGGCCCACCACAAAAGUUAUUGUUGAGGAAACUAAGCCGGGCUAUUUCAAGGUACGUUUUCAUUGAUCUCGUAUGGGUCAACUCAACUGUUGAAAUGAGGCAGGAAAUGUGUCAUUGCUUGCUGUCAUUUAGAUUUUGUUCUGUUUUAUUUUAACCCUGAACCAGGAGCUGCUAGAGGAAUCCAUAGAGAUGUGCAAAUUUCCACCUAAACCAGAUGCCAUUUGUCUGCAUCAGAAUUGCCACGGACAUUCCAAAAUAGAAAUCUACUUCACAGAUCCAGAUUUUAAGGUAAAUGUCAAAUGUGUUAAACCUAAGUUGUCUCCAUGAAAGUCAAAGACCUAACAUGUUCACUAAGCACUCAAACGGCUGUCUUUACUCAUAGGGUUUCAUUCGGAUGGUUUGCUGCCAAAGCUGCAAAGUUGAGUACCAUAUCAGCUGUUGGAAGAAGUUGAAAGCAACAGCAUUCUCUGAUAAGAAUGAAAAGGUAACACCUAUUUACAACGUUAAAGUGCACACCAUUUUAUUUUAGGUCACUCUUGCCACUGGUAUACUCAUGUCUGUUUUUACCCACAGGAUUUCCUGCAGGAAAUGUGCUUUACUCCAGACUGUUUGGGUAGAAUCUGUCAUAUUAAAAUCUAUGGUUCAACAGGGCUUGUCAAAUGUGAGGUAAGGAAUUUCUUUAAAGUUGGCACGUUAUUAAAUGUCAUUGCCAAUUUGGAGAACACUCUAAUGAAUGUAUUAUUCUGUGUCUUUAGUUUGAAGCAUCUAUUGAGAAACUUGUGGGUACAGCAACAUUGAGAGUAAAUCAGAAAUGUACAAGGUGAGUUGACCCAAUAUUUUUGUACUCAAGUUUCUCUGAAUGUCCAUACCCAAAUCAUUUUAUCAGACUGCACACUGAACAGACUGAACACGAUUUGUAUGUCAAGCACAUCUUAUUACACCAUCACAAUUGUUUCUGUAGGUUUUCAAUGUUUUUCAUUUUGUUUGCCAGUCUCAAGAAGUUGAAAUCCAAAGAGGAUCGUAAACUCAGGCGGAAGCAACAUAGGCAAGAUGCUUCUUUGUCUACGCAAGACAAGAAUGAUCAGAUACCUUUGGAGAACGGGGAGACAAUUGUCGUUGGACAGAAGGGUACAGACAUCUUACAUUUAUUAUAUUCCACCAGAUGUACAUUCAACAUGUUCCUUUCCAAAGGAACCUGUUUCAAUGACCUCACCCUUAAAGAAUGUAAGGGUGUGACUACAACACUGAACAUAAAUAUAUAUGUAAUGUGUUGGUCCUAUGUUUUAAUGAGCUGAAAUAAAAGAUCCCAGAAAUGUUCCACAUGCCCAAAAUCUUAUUUCUCUCAAAUUUUGUGCACAAAUUUGUUUACUUCCCUGUUAGUGAAGCUGAUUAAACAGCAUGCUCAUUACACAGGUGCACCCUGUGCUGGGGACAAAAGACCAUGCUAAACUGUGCAGUUUUAUCACCCAACACCAUGCCACAGAUGUCUCAAGUUUUAAGGGAGCUUGCAAUUGGCAUGCUGACUGCAGGAAUGUCCACCAGAGCUGUUGCCAGAGAAUUGAAUGUUCAUUUCUCUACCAUAAGCUGCCUCCAACGUUGUUUUAGAGAAUUUGGCUGUACGUCCAACCGGGCUCACAACCACAGACCAUGUGUAACCACGCCAGCCCAGGACCUCCACAUCCGGCUUCUUCAGCUGCGGGAUGGUCUGAGACCAGCCACCCGGACAGCUGAUGAAACUGAGGAAUAUUUAUGUCUGUAAUAAAGACCAUUUGUGGGGAAAAACAUAUUCUGAUUGGCUGGGCCUGGCUCCCAAGUAGGUGGGUCUAUGCUACCCAUGACUGCGCCCCUGCCCAGUCAUGUGAAAUGCAUAGAUUAGGGCCUAAUGAAUUUAUUUCAAUUGACUGAUUUCCUUAUGAACUGUAACUCUGUAAAAUCGUUUAUUUUUGUUCAGUAUAAAUGCAUGAUGCAAUCCACAUCACUGUUACAUUCCAAACGCUGUCCUGACCACACCACAGCUUCUCUUAGUCACAUUAUCCUCAGUUCCUAACUGAGGAAACACCCUUCUGUUCCUAACUGUUGAACACCCUUCUCCAGCUUCAUCCCCCACCUGGCUAGCUUACGGGGACCGUGUUCUGCUUCAGAUCAGUGAGAGUAAAGACCUAUUCAGGGACGAGAGCCACAACAUCUCUGUCCUGAUGGAGAACCUUAAGCCAUGGAUGGACCUAGACCGGAUCAAGGGGAAUGAGCUGGGCACGUCGUACGCUGGGAGGCAGCCGGAGACGCUGGGGGACGUUGUAGCGCUCCUCCUGGAAAGGAAGAACCGGGUGUGGGCCCGCGUAUUUAUCCAUAGCCUGAGCGGCUGCCUGGACACCAGCCCCAAGCUGCACAACUGGGCCCACCAACUGAACAGCGCAGGUCAGCACACAUUACAUUUUUCCUGUUAAUCAGGACUUCAACUUAUGUAUUGAAGGGCAAUGCCAACCUUCCAGCUGCAUACCUGUGUACCCUCUCACCACUAGAUUACUGGUUAUAUUCAAGUACUCAGCAGCAACACAAAUGUGCAUGGCUUUAUGUGCCAUCUUGGCUCAUUUCACCUUUCCUCUUCCCUCCCCUGAUGUUCUCCCCAGGUCUGAAUUCAGCUGGACUGUUCAUUGACCGCUAUGCAGACCACCUGGAGCAGCUCGACCUCGCUCCUUUGCUAAAUUUUGCCCCCCUGCAGGACAUGCUCAUAGAGAAGUUUGGGACCAUGCCUGAGUUUUUUAGCAGCCGAGGCUUGACUCUAACGGAGUACCUAAAGCAGGCCCCUCCCCAGGAAAUGAGGCUGUUUAUCUGGACUCUGGAGGAGCACAGAGACCAGUACACCACCUGCCACACUGUGCUGGAUUACUAUUUUGAAAUAAUGGGUAAGCGUUUCGACCCGCACACAUUCCUUACCAGGGGAAAGGUGCCCUUGAAGCUACAAUUUGAGUACGUUUUGCUGCUGUUGUGUUUUGGUUCCUGUUUCCAGCCAUAUUAACUUAACUGUUUCCACAUCUUUCAGAUGGGGAUUGUUUAGUGAUUAAAAAGACGGCGAUUGAAAAUGAAAUUGUAAGUAUUGAUUAUUGGAUGCCACACUUUUUUUAAGCCAACUUUGUCUUUUAGUGUUGCGUUUGAACUAAGGCAUAAUAUACUAAUAAUCGAAACCCUCAUUUCAUUUCAGAAUUCCCCUAUUAAGACUAGGAACAGAAACCGCAAAAAGAAGCAGAAGGAGCCAAAGGGGGUGAGCGUUAUGACUUAGGCUGCUGUUACACGAUGCAACUUGCAUGCAAUUUUAGGUUGCUUGCAACGGAAUUGCUUCUUUAUUGCUUCGUGAAACACCCCCCUGCAACUUGGUUGCAUCUAGUUGUAACUUCACAUUUUUGCAACUAGUUGCAAGCAACAGCUAAUUAAAACAAACACUUUUGUCACAUGAUCCAUUCGAAGGUUCGGAAUUCUGACCCAGUUGUCAUGUCAACACAGCUGUCAGUGCUGUGCAGCACAACCCGUGAUCAGGGUUGACAGAACAGAGACUGGCACAACAGGAGAUGUAUACAAAUUAUUGUACAUGGUUUAGCAGUCAAUAAGUGUAAUUUUGAAGUGAACCCAAACCUCUCCCUAACCAGUUUCAACUGAAAUUGUCCACCAUGAACUGUGCUAGCUAGCUUAGUUCGUUGCUAACUUGGUUAGCUGUUGUACAGGCUGCAUUUCUUCUAUAUCCUUGCUGUUAGAAUAACCAAACAGUUGGAUAAACAACUCAUUUGUGAAACCAUGAUGUAAUGCAGCAGAUCACAUGGGGUGAGUUUAGAAUUCUCAAAAUAGAAGCUUCAAUUUGAUUGGAUGUUGGAUGCAAUUUUAAUUGUGUUUGAGUUGCUUCAUGUAACAGCAAAGUUGUUUUGAGAUGUCACUUGCAACCUUUAACUAAAAUUGCAUGAAAAUUGCUUUGUGUAACUCCAGCCUUAAACCUAGAGAAAUGUAGGCAAUUGUGUGUUUUCUGGACAUCAAUCUAAUUGUAUUUUAUUUUCUGUUUCUUAGUCGGUUAUUGUGCUGUCGGGAAUGAGAGGUGGUACCUCAAGAGAGGAGGACGAAGAGGAUUUUUUAGACGACUCUUUGUAAGUUGUCUAUUCUGUAGAACACUGUCUUCAUUAAGUCUGCCCAUUGACAACCCCCAGCUUGUUCUCACCAGCUCAUCAUUUUUCUCGGCAGAAUGUUCUUUGACUCCAGUGACCCAUUCAGCAUUCCCGAUCAUCUUCGAAAUCAGGUGGCAGAGUUUGAGGGACAGUACAACAAUGGCAGCCGCAGUAGCCACUACAAUAGAAUAUUGGACAACAACCCCGACCCGACUAAGGAGAGUUUGUACGAGUAAGUGCCUCUGGUAUUUCUCCUUUGGGUAUUGGACAACAGGGUCUUGGUCUGCUAUAAAUGUGUGUGUUAUAACCUGUAUCAAUGACUCAUGAGGAUGCACAAGUCCAAGCAAUGACCUGAAGGAUUGGUUGUGUUUUCAUUGUGUAUUCAGAUAUCAUGCUGAUCCAUAUGUGUAUGGACUCUGGCUCCUAUAACCUGUAAGUCUGUCUUUCCUCCCAGCUACUUUGCCCAGAUCCUGGAGGAGUACGGUCCCCUAGGGGCCCAGGACCCCUUGCUGGUGGGUGAGCUGAACAACUUCCCCUCUGACGCCCAGCAGAAGAUCCAGGAGGCAGGCGGCCUUGAGCCCUUCCUUCUCGAGUCGCUGCGCUUCGUCAGGACUGACAACCUCCUGGGCCUCAUGAAGCACGCUGUGUCACUGCAGGAUGCCAACACUCACAGAAUGGACGAUCUGGACUUCAUAGGGGAUAUCCCCAAUGGACUCUCUCUAAACCCUUCUGCUAUGGAGUUCCUCCCAAACUCUCAUGACUCUGGACCUAGGGAUUAUGAUGAAGAGCCUUUUGCCAACAUUCAUGUGCAGCCUAACCUGGUUGAAGUCUGUGGCUAUCUUCAAGGGAUCCCCACUCUCCCCAGCCCGUAUAUUUUCCCUGCCUUUGGCUCUCAAGCUGCCCCACCUGCCAACGGAAUAGCAGGUGCCAUUGAAACUCUGAGAGCGGAGGACAAGUCAUAUAAUAACCAUGAUCCGGAUAACCUUGAGGAUUUUGACCUUGAUAUUAGAGACGUGGAUGAACAGGGAUUGUUGGAGGCUGUUUAUGCUCCCGUUCGCGGUGCCAAGGCACCUGGAAAGACUGCAGUGGAAGUACAGGUGGGGAAUUGUCCUCACUUCAUUUUGAAGGUUUCUAAGAUCACCGAUCACAAGGCCAAGUGUAAUGUCUAGUGUUUUUUUCUUCUUGUAUAGGUAUUAACUUGUGACACCUUGAGUGAAGUGGCUGUUAACACAGAGCCUUAUGAGCCUUUUGAAGGGAAUAAUGUGAGUUUUGAAUACCUAAUAAGCCUUUAUCUUUGCACCUAAUACAUUAUUGUACUCUAUCAAAUUGAGCUUUUGAUAUUAUGCCGUUUUCCACGCUCCAGGGAGACAUGAACAAGAAAGAGAAGAGUAAUGCAGAGUUUGAACAGCAGAUCCAGCAAAUGGUGCAGGAUUACGGCGCUGUGAAGCAAAGACGCCAAAAGGAGAUAUCUGCCCUAGAAGGAGAGCAAGAGGAAAUCAACCAUUCAAUACAGGUAGGGAAGGGUUUCUCCAAAACUGGUGUCUGGAAGGCUCGGGGUGAAGUUUCCCUAGGUAGAGAUCUAGUAUCAGCUUCCCCAAUCCUAACCUUAACCAUUAGUGGGGUAAUGUAAAACUGACCCAAGAUCAGUGUCUAUGGGCAACACUUCACCCUACUUCUGUCUGGAAGAAGGGAGUUGAAACAAUGUGCUGUUUUAGUGUGGGCGGAAGACCUCCAUGAUGUUUUGCCCAGUGACUGAAAGUGUUUUGUGUUCCAGGUCACCCAUAAAGAGCUGGGCUUGUUCCAGCAGAAGCUGGAGGAGGAGGUGAAGAAGGACCAACAGGAGAAGAAAGAGAAUCAGGAAAUACUGAAGGCCUUAAAGACUGAGAUAAAGGAGCUGGCGGAGUCACAGGAGAGGUAUGGCCGAGGCUGUCUAGCCCUGCCCUGUAAAUAUCCAAAUGGGCACCAUGGGUGAACAUCAAAGGGACCUUUUAACAUGAUUGACAUUCGAGUCAUUGAUAGAUGCACAUUUGGUUGCGUCUAUAUAUAGUACCAGUCAAAAGUUUUGGGACACCUACACAUUCAAGGGUUUUUCUUUAUUUGUACUAUUUGUUACAUUGUAGAAUAAUAGUGAAGACAUCAAAAUUAUGAAAUAACACAUCAUGGAAUCAUGUAGUAACCAAAAAAGUGUUAAACAAAAAAUUCAGAACUUGUUUUUGCUUUGUCAUUGGGUAUUGUGUGUAGAUUGAUGAGGGAAAAAACGAUUUAAUCCAUUUUUAGAAUAAGGCUGUAACGUAACAAAAUGUGGAAAAAGUCAAGGGGUCUGAAUACUUCCCAAAUGCACUAAAAUAAAGGGAGCAAACUAAAAUAAAGAUGAUCAUUAAUUUAGCUAAUAUUUCCCCAGCCUAAUUGUUAUUAAAUAUCCAAAUGGAGAUUCGGUGAAAACCAAAAUCUGACAUUGAUUGAUUUAGCUAGACGAGCGACCGUAGUAAAUUCGUUUUUACUUUCAAUAUUCGGAGUUCGCUCGUCAAUAGCUCUCCGACGGAAGGUCCUAGGAUGAUGGUGGUGAUAUAUCUAGAAUCAGAUGAUGGUAGAGAGAAAGGUACAACCUUUGUUUUUACCGAUGGUCGAACUGUUCCCGCAACAGAGCCGAAAAGGAGGCGAUAUGCUGAUUUCUGGAGCUCAGGUGGUUUAGGGACCUUCAUAAAAGUGCAAUAUCGGUGAUUGCGUGUAAGCAAGAAAUAUACACUACCCGUCAAAAGUUUGGACACACCUACUCAUUGAUGGGUUUUUCUUUAUUUUUACUAUUUUUUACAUUGUAGAAUAAUAGUGAAGACAUCAAAAUUAUGAAAUAACACAUCAUGGAAUCAUGUAGUAACCAAAAAAGUGUUAAACAAAUCAAAAUAUAUUUUAUAUUUGAGAUUCUUCAAAUAGCCGCUCUUUGCCUUGAUGACAGCUUUGCACACUCUUGGCAUUCUCUCAACCAGCUUUACCUGGAAUGCUUUUCCAACAGUCUUGAAGGAGUUCCCACAUUUUGAGCACUUUUUGGCUGCUUUUCCUUCACUCUGCCGUCCGACUCAUCCCAAACCAUCUCAAUUGGGUUGAGGUGGGGGGAUUGUGGAGGCCAGGUCAUCUGAUGCAGCACUCCAUCACUCUCCUUCGUGGUCAAAUAGCCCUUACACAGUCUGGAGGUGUGUUGGGUCAUUGUCCUGUUGAAAAACAAAUGAUAAGACCAAACUAGAUGGGAUGGCGUAUCGCUGCAGAAUGCUGUGGUAGCCAUGCUGGUUAAGUGUGCCUUGAAUUCUAAAUAAAUCAUAGUAUCACCAGCAAAGCACCCCCACACCAUAAUACCACCUCCUCCAUGCUUUGCGGUGGGGACUACACAUGCAGAGAUAAUCCGUUCACCACACCGCGUCUCACAAAGACACGGCAGUUUGAACCAAAAAUCUCAAAUUUGGACAUUUCCACCGGUCUAAUGUCCAUUGCUCAUGUUUCCUGGCCGAAGCAGGUCUCCUCUUCUUAUUGGUGACCUUUAGUAGCGGUUUCUUUGCAGCAAUCUGACCAUGAACGCCUGAUUCAUACAGUCUCCUCUGAACAGUUGAUGUUGAGAUGUGUCUGUUACUUGAACUCUGUGAAGCAUUUAUUUGGGCUGCAAUUUCUGAGGCUGGUAACUCUAAUGAACUUAUUCUCUGCAGCAGAGGUAACUCUGGGUCUUCCAGUCCUGUGGCGGUCCUCAUGAGAGCCAGUUUCAUCAUAGCGCUUUAUGGUUUUUGCGACUGCACUUGAAACUUUUUCAAAGUUCUUGAAAUGUUGCGUAUUGACUGACCUUCAUGUCUUAAAGUAAUGAUGGACUUUCGUUUCUCUUUGCUUAUUUGAGCUGUUCUUGCCAAAAUAUGGACUUAGCCCUAUUUGGUAAAAUACCAUCUUCUGUAUACCCCCCUACUUUGUCACAACACAACUGAUUGGCUCAAAUGCAUUAAGAAGGAAAGAAAUUCCACAAAUUAACUUUAAGAAGGUACACCUGUUAAUUGAAAUGCAUUCCAGGUGACUACCUCAUGAAGCUGGUUGAGAGAAUGCCAAGCGUAUGCAAAGCUGUCAUCAAGGCAAAGGGUGACUACUUAGAAGAAUUUCAACUAUAAAAUAUACUUUUUUUUUUACCACUUUUUGGGUUACUACAUGAUUCCUUAUGUGUUAUUUCAUAGUUUUGGUGUCUUAUCUAUUAUUCUACAAUGUAAAAAUAAAGAAAACCCCUUGAAUGGGUAAGGGUGUCCAAACUUUUGACUGGUAGUGUAGGUGUGAGUGACGAAAACUUUGAUUCAAUUUUUUUGGUUCAUUUUGUUUUUAUCUUCCACAGCAUUUCUAAGAACAUCCACGAGAAGAACAAGGAGUAUGAGACACAGCUGAAUAAUUUCCUGGUGCUGAGGCAUGUUAUGUUUUUAAACACACAGCAGCAUCACAACACCUGCAGUGGUUUCACAUGCAUCCUAAUGAGUGGCAUUAACUCUUCUGAGCAUUGUGCUGCUGGUGUGCUAAAUGUGCAGUGAUUCUUUCCCACAGUAACCAGUCAGCUGCUGAGAAGAUGAGCCUGGAGGAUGAGAUCAAGCGGUGCAGAGACCUGUGUGCCAAGGCAACUAGGAGGUCUCGGGGAGCAGAGGUAUGUGGGUUGAAUGUGUAUGUUAAGAUACUUGCAUGUUCCUCAGAAUUCUUAGGCAGAGGUGUCUGUUAGCGUGGGUAGUGAGUGUUUCUCAUACCAUUGGUGCGCUAACAUUCUUUCCCAACUGACUGACUUCCUGUUCCCUAGCUGUCUAAAUUGGAGAACCGGCGUAGCCGCGGACUGCGCUGCCUCUACAGGUCUCUGUCUGAUGCCAGGGCCAUCCUGGCCAAACUCAAGGAAGUGGCUCCCAGGUAGGUGUUGGUAACACUAACCACAGGGCAGACUGAGGCCCCAUAGAUUCAAUUGCAUGCUGUCACCAGAACCAGUUUAGCAGUUUCAAUAUCUUAUCUCAUUCAUCCUCCUCAGAUUCCCUUCCCAAAUUCUCCAGUCAGCCACAGAUGCUUGGAUAGCAUGUGUUCAAGAAGCAGAGGAGAAAAUCCACUCAACUGAGGUACAAAAGAACAAUACUAACAAACACUGAUUCAACUAUUGGGAUGCCAUUUCCAAUGUGACUAUUACAAAAGACCUUGGACCAGAAAUUGGACAUAAGGUGCACAGGCUUUUGUGAAGGCUGGUCCGGGUGUGUGUGUGUGACAGCUUUGUUGUCCUCCUCCACAGGCACAGUACCAGGAUCAGAUAGAACAGGUGAAGAGGGGGACCAGGCUGUGCACUCUGCCCCCAGUUGCAGUCCCCAGCGCCCCCCGGCCCCCACCUGUACCGGUAAGAUGCAGCAUAACCGGGCCUACUUUAAGUUUAGCAAAGGUUUACAUUUGCUGAUGUCUUUAUUUUGUUGUCCAUUCUGACGAAAAUGGCAUGUUAGUUAGCUCAGCAUCCUAUGUCAUGGGUUUAUUUAAUACAAUUGUAAGAGGGCUAUUGUGACCUAGCGACUUGCUUUGAAACGGCAUUGGCUAUUCUCAGCCUAUACCUUGAAGUUGUUUGUCAAAUGAGUGAGGCCUGUGUGUGGUGUGACCCCCCCCCUGCUUCUCCCAGAUCUGCUCUGUCCCAGAGGAAGACCCAUCCCUGGUACCCCUCUGCCUCCCCUACCCCGUCCCCUCCAUUGGCCCUCCCCCGGGCCUGAGCUUUCCCCUAGUGGCGCCAGGCUUGAGAUACAGUGCAGGCUUCACACAGCAGGCAGAACAUGUUCUGGGGCUCCACUUCCCCAUCAGAGGGUCCCUGGGGCCAGAGCAGGUAGCUAGCUAGAGGAGGCAGAGCAGCUCUGUCAAGGAAGGGGAGAGAUGUUGCUUUUAUUUGGGGCAGGCCACAAUCUAUUCAAUGUUGCUUGAAAAAGACUUAGAGAGCUAGCUAGGAACAGCACAAACCUUAACAUGUUCUGGGGCUCCACUUCCCCAUCAGAGGGUCCCUGGGGCCAGAGCAACACCAGGGUUGUGGGUUCGAUUCCCACGGGGGGCCAGUAUAAAAAAAAAUAUGUAUUCACUAACUGUAAGUCGCUCUGGAUAAGAGCGUCUGCUAAAUGACUAAAAUGUAAAUGUAAAAUGUUAACUUUCUAUAUUAUAUGUCAGUUUGUCAAGGUGUUUCGGAACAUUUCCGUCGUAUUCUCUGUCAAGUUGUCUUAUUAACCGGCUCCCACUCUAUCUCAGAUGCUGUUCCCACCCCAGGUUCACCAGCAGCUCCCUUGCCACCCAGUGCACAUAAGAGUCCCCCUCUAUGGUCACCCGGGGUUGCCUAGAGCCCCUCCGGCCCCAGCCAUGGCUCAGAAUGUUGCACUGCCCUCCAGUAUGGCUGGAGCUCCAACUAGUGCUACCACUAACCAUCCUAUCACGAGGCCACCUCAGCAGAACCAGGCUUCCAGGCCACAGGCCCCACAGCCCACCAAUGUGUACGAUAGAAUCGUAGACCGGCUCAACGUCAUGUUCCCUCACUAUAGCAGGUAACAGACACGCGCACACACAAAUGGGUAUGAUGGGUGUAUGAGCGCUCUAGUAUUCAAUACUGGUUUGACAUUUCAGGCCUGUGCUGUCCAAGUUCAUUGGGGAGAUGCGCACGGCCAACAGAGGCUGCCUGAACUCCCUGUCCUACCAGGAGGUCAUCAACAGAGUGGCCCAGCUUAUCCUGGACCACCAGGACUCCACCAGGGUAAGAUCCCCAAAGUAACCUGCACCAAGGACUAGGACCAUACUACACCUGUUGGCAAAUGUCUUCAUACUUGCUCUAGAUCUGUGUCCCCUCUAUCAGGGAUGAUCUUUAUCAAGAUGUACGUGGUCCUCUGUAGCUCAGCUGGUAGAGCACGGCGCUUGUAACGCCAAGGUAGUGGGUUCGAUCCCCGGGACCACCCAUACACAAAAAUGUAUGCACGCAUGACUGUAAGUCGCUUUGGAUAAAAGCGUCUGCUAAAUGGCUUAUUAUUAUUAUUAUUAUUAUUAUUAUACAUUUACAUUUUAGUCAUUUAGCAGACGCUCUUAUCCAGAGCGACUUACAUUAUUUUUUUAUUUAUUUUUUUCAUACUGGCCCCCCGUGGGAACUACAAGGGAUCUCAAUCCAAGUAUCUUGAAUGGUAGCGUCAAUUGAAAAUGGAUGAUGUCCUCAUUCACAUUUACUCCUAGGUUAGAAUAUGCCCACAACUGUUGGCUUCCAUAUGAACUGUAACACCUGUGGUGUGUGUGUGUGUGUGUGUGUCCAGGAGCAGCUGAGCAGUGCAGGUAGAGGUGACACUGCUGGGACCCCUUCGCGCUCCGACUCACCAGGCUCCGUCCACUCCACCGGACCCCACGUCUGGAAGAGCGUGGGUGCCCAAGGACACUCCAAGUCGAAGGCGGUGAGUUCAGCUCGCACUUCACACACUGACUCAGUCACACACAGUAAUCACAGCAGGGCUCGACGCUCCUGGUCAGACAAUAACAUGAAUGUACAGAUGCAGAAGAGGUCAAACUCAAGUCGAAGCCUAAAUAUAGUGUAUUAAUGGUAGGGUUUGCUGUUGUGUACUACAAUACUUUUGAUUGGUGUAUGUGCAUCUUGUACAGUUGAACAUGGAGGAUCCCUGUAUCAUCUGCCAUGAUGACAUGUCCCAGGAGGACUUGUGUGUGCUGGAGUGCAGACAUAGCUUCCACACAGAGGUAAGGCCACUUCCAUCACACCCAUAAGUAGUCUGCAACUGAGUUUGCCCAGCGCUUUCGUCUAUGGCCCUGUGGUUAUUUAGGGCUAGUAGGACACAGGAACUGGGAAUUCCUGUUCUUUCACUCGGGAUUGGUUUGAUGGUCAGUCUAAUUUCCUCUCCCCUUCUCUCUCUAGUGUAUUAAGUCGUGGCUGAAGGAGCAGAGCACCUGUCCCACCUGCAGAGAGCAUGCUCUCCUGCCCGAGGACUUCCCUCUGCUGCCCGGCAGAAUACGCAGGGGCCACACGCCUGCUGCCUUCUCUUAAACACCCCCAGCUACCUACCCUGAACCCCUAACCCUCCCUUAUGUCCAAUACCUAAACUCCAAACACAAAUUGUUUCCCAUUAUAUGGUCAACUGCUCCAUUCUAUAAUAAAGGCUUCUGUCAAAUGUGCAUGUGGAGAGAAAUAAAUUGGACCAAAGUAAAGUGUGAUUAACCAGUUAUCCAUCUGGCUCCCUACUAUGAUUAUAUAUUCUAUUGGUUUAUACUGUAUCAUGCAAGGAAUGUUUUAGCUUUUUUAUUUAGCUUCUAUCGUAUCAGCCAUUAUAAUGCUGAAGUGUGUAGACUUCCAUGUUUGCCUUAGACAAUGUUUGACUGUUAAAUCUGUUCAUAAGCAUUCAUCACAGCGCUGUUGUCAUUAGACACAUUCUUCUGUAAGGAAUUGUUUAGUUGGUCGCAAUUAUUAUUAUUUUUUUUACAUUAAGUUUGGUUAUGGGUUCAGCUAAUUCUUAAGUCUUAAGGCUCUUGUGCCUGGUGUAAUAAAGUUUGAUUGGCAGUUACUUUGUGUGAAGCUGUUUGAAAAGUUGGAACUGGAGGAUAGAAAACCAACUUUGUCACUGCAAUUUUAAAAACAUUUGCCAAAUGUUUGUAUGAUUCAUUUUAAGAUAACUAUUUUAAUUAAAAUAUCUGGCAGACUUGUUGAUUUCAAAUGUUAUGCUGUUUGUAGUUGGAAGCAGUCAGUCAUGGCCUGAAGGAUUUUCCUGAGAAAACAACUGCUGUCUCAUCUGUUGCAAUGUCAAGUCUUCCCUUUUCCCUAAGAUCUGUUUUAACCAAACUCAUGGCUUUCAGUUUGUUUUUAACGAGACCCCUACAACUGUUCCCUACCAGAUAAAAAGCAUGUGAUUCCUUCUGUUCAUGGACUGUGAAGUCAGGUACACUAUAUAUAUAUAUAUAUAUAUA